AGCGCUGAGUGUUGAGCCAGCCUCGUUGCUUCUGUCAAGACAAGCAGACCCUUUAGAUAUGAAAGGCAAUAUUUUAAUUAAGCUGGCGCAUGUGCUGGAUGGUGCCCUUUCUGUACUGAUGCCUGGUGAUGGAAUUCCUGAUAACCAGACUCUGGAAACUAUCACUCGCUUAGAAGUCGAAUUGCAAGACAUAUGGGAAGAGCUGUGUGAGGCAAGAGCGAAAUCGAGUGACACAAUAGAACUGCGCUUGGAAUGGGAUGCAGUGGACUUCACCUAUCAUUCUAUCAUAACAACAGUCUUGCGACUCAAUUCGGUUUCCUUACAUGACCAUCGUGUGCGUGAACGCUGUUUAUCUCAUGCCCGCAGAGCAUUACGUUCAAUGAAUGUGCUGCAACAUCAUAUCUUGCGGGGUGAACAAAUAUACCACGAUUUUGUGUUCUGGACCGUACUUCUCUACCCACUUACGCCUUUUUUCAUUAUCUUUUGCAAUGUCAUUGCAACAUCCAAUCGCGAGGACUAUAAUCUUCUAACCCAAAUAACAGCGGCCUUAUCCCGCAUCAAGGAAUGUAACCCUUCAAUAUUCCGAUUGCAUGGGUUAUUUUCACAGUUCACAGCUUUGUGCGAUCAGCUUUAUGAGACCAUUGCUCAGGAUGUUUCACAGCAGCAUGAACAACCCAUGGAGGCAAUCAGAAGCCAGCCCACUGCAGUUGCCAACUCUAAUGAUGUUAACGUAUCGGUAUAUCCUCAACUCCAUGAAUCGCUUACCGCAAGGGCACACAGCAGUGAUAGCACUCAACUAGGAAGCUCGGAGCAACAGGUGCUGUAUUCGCAUGCACUCGAUCCUGGAUCUAGUGCGGAAGGGAUAUCUCAGCAACCUUCGUCAAUGUGGGAUGACGGGCUUAUGUGGGAACUUUUCAAUAUCCAGCCAACUGUUGAAUGGUUCGAUGCGGGUUAUAAAGAUAGUGCGACUGGGCUAUGAUACGGUAUUACAAUGAUAUGCACAAAUAUGAC
Molecule: messenger RNA, 1011 nt
Organism: Aspergillus pseudotamarii
Lineage: Eukaryota; Fungi; Ascomycota; Eurotiomycetes; Eurotiales; Aspergillaceae
Product: fungal specific transcription factor domain-containing protein
Exons: 3
Coding region: 59-979 (306 amino acids)
Source: RefSeq, a predicted model, not a curated record